Lolium perenne is the source of this 3781-nucleotide messenger RNA. Lineage: Eukaryota; Viridiplantae; Streptophyta; Magnoliopsida; Poales; Poaceae. The record is from RefSeq and is a predicted model, not a curated record.
UGUCUGCUUUCAGUCAUGUUUUGCUUAAGUUUUAGCAGAACAGAGAUUUUGUAUGUUUUUGUAUGACCAUGUAGACUAACUUGCAUAAGUGGUGAUGCAGAGUUGCAUUGUACAUUUUUGUGUGCGUAUGUAAGCAUGUUAGGGAGAUGACUAAGAGGUUUUUGAUUGCCAUAAGAGCUAUGUAAGCAUGUAAGCAUGUAAGCAUAAGAGCUAUGUAAGCAUGUUACAGAGAUUUUUGAUUUACUAUUCAUCAACAGGUGUAGGGAGAUGACUAAGAGGUUUCCGCGUCUACAACUACCAGAUGGAGCAACGGGCAGACCUGCAGUAACAGGCGUGCAGCCUCGCCAGCAUGCUGCAGUUGCGGAUAAUCCUAUGAACAUGAAUGGUCCGAAUCCUGUACCCGCUACUAAUUUACGAUCCCGUGGUGCUACUUCAGGUGGUGGUAAUCAUGCAGAAAAUGUGGGUGGACCUUCUGCAACUGUGGUUGAACCUAAGAAAAGCCGUGCAUUCCUGUCGCUUGGUAGGAAUAAAGCGUCUCCUGCUAGACUUGUGAAGCUGAAUGAAAUUUUAUCAGGUGAUCAGAAGAAGUUGAUCACAGAGUGGGGGUGGGGAGGAAUGUUGAUGGUUAAAGCUACUGAGAUGCCUGUUGAUCUAAGCAUGUGGGUCUUGGCAUGUUUUGACCCAAUUAGAAGUGAGCUAGCUAUACCAGGGAGGGGGACCAUUCCCGUCGAUGCAGCAAGUUACAACAAAGUCUUUGGGCUACCCAAUGAAGGUUUGCCUGUACGGUAUGAAAUGGAAACUGAACCUAUAGCCUUCAUGAACGAAGAGUACAACAUUCAGGGCGGGUCUGCUCCAGGUUUCAAGCAGUGGCGCAAGAUGAUUCAGGAAAUGGGAGGGGCAGCUGAUAUGAAGUUCCUACGGGCAUACUGUGCUGCUGUUGUGAGCUGCUUUAUUUCACCAUCAACAAGUGCCAAUAUCAGUCCAAGGUCAUAUCCAAGUCUAGUGGAUCUCAAUGUCAUGAAGAAGUCUAAUUGGUGCCAGUUCGCAGUUGAUCAAAUUGUUCAAGAAGUGAAAAAGAUGGGAGUCAAAAAGAAAUCUGUGUGUUGCUGUUUACAUCACCUCGUGAUACUAUAUCUUGACUCUCUUGAUGUUGAUGAGCCUGUGCCAUCUGUUGAGGAAUGUCCCAUGCGUGCUGCCGCAUGGGAUGACAAAUUAAUUCAAGCUGUCAUGCGCAAAGAUAUGAAGUCAAAUGGAGAGUUUGGAAAGAUGAAGUUGAAAGAUGGGGUGGGGGUGACUAUUAGAGACGGUCUUUUCGUCGGGAUGACGAGAUUAGAAGAGUUCGUAUCAUCAAGGUUGCCUAGGAAUUACCCAUGUCAGAAAAAGAGGAAACUUGCUGUGAUGAUUGGGGAGCUAUGCACCGAUAUCUCCAACAGGUUGGGCACUUUCAUAGAACAAGUAGGGGACUUUGAACAAGCAGAAGAGAGUGCAAAAGGUGUUUGUGGAAGAGCUAGGAAGAGGCAAAGGCCUGAACCUUCUAUUGUUGUUGAUGAAGAGGAUGCUGAGGAUGUGGAUGAUGAGGAUUACAAUGCAGAUGGUAAUGACAAUGACAAAGAAGAUGAAGACGCUGAUGACGAGGAUGAUGAAGGCGAUGACGACAGUGACAAUGAAGAUGGUGCCAGCAAACAACAACCUUCAAAUGGACAGCACAUUGAGGAUGAUGAUUUCCAAGACCGUGAUGCUCGUUUCGAUAAUACACCAAGGAGAUCUCCUCGUUUCGACAAUACACCAAGGAGGUCUGCUAGGUUGGGAAAUGUUAACACUCAAUCAGUUGGGGCAGCAAACACUCCAUUGCCUGGACUGAGCCCGUUCUCAGAUAUCAGAGGGUUUGCAGCAUCCAGAGGCAAAGACAUUGACAUGACAAACAACCAGGGCCCAAAAUUCUUUGAUAUAACAGAGAAGAUAUACCCCAAUUCCAUAUUCAUGGAGGAGAUAGCUAGGUCUCAAAGGGGUUCUCCUACAACAACACCACCACUGGACCAGUUCAGCAGGGACACUGUUGUACAGAAAGUUCAGACAGAGUGCAUUGCAUUUGAUAAGUUAGCAAUCAGGGGUGAUAAAGGAGUCCAGAUGAAACAAAAAAUGGUUGCGCAUCGUACCAGACCUUUGGAUACAAAUGUGCAGUCUGAAAUAGUUCAGGAUCAGGUCACAGUACAGUCUGCCAACCAAACUGCAACUCACAACACAGGUGCAGCACCGCAACCUCCUCCAGACGCAAGUCAUGCAGUUUCACUAACAAAAAUUCCAGCACAAGCUCUUUUCAUUCGUACUUCUCCACGCCGGAACAAGAAUACUCCAACAUCUCCUGCUACGCCUUCUACUUGUCAAGGAUCGCAGACCAACAAUGCCGCCAAGAAAUCAACGGUUCCAACUCGUCAAACUUGUCCACCUCCGCGAGCUAAGGAUCCUAGAUGGGAGAAGGGUUGUGACCCGCCAUCUUUCAGCCUUGGGUUUGAUAGUCCACAGAAAAGCCAACAACAAACUCCUGUAGUUGCAGCAUCUGAUGGGACAACACCACAAUCUUUUAGGUCCUUUGGGUCUCCAAUUUUCGAUGACUACGAAGAUGUUUGGAGUCCAGAGAUGGAGGAAGAAGCCAUUGCUUUAUGUACCAGGGUUGAAAGGGAGAAAGGCUACCUGACAGACGAAGCAGAUACUAUCGGUGCAGGACAUCAAAGUGAAGCUGAACUCCAAACACCAACUCCUGUUGGCAACAAGGUCACUCCUUCCAUGGAUGGUUCUGGAAGCAACUCCAAUGCAGCUCCUGGCCGGAUCAUCCGACCAGCUGCAUGUUAUAAGUCACCGUACAUAGACUUUUCAAGCAAAAAUUCAUAUGCAUGCUCUGCUGAUGUGAAGGAAGUUUAUGAUCUAGUUAUCUCAGGUGGUAAACGAAAUGGAAGGGGUCAGCACAAGGACAACACCCCAAUCAUUGUCAACUUCGAGAAGUUUUUUGUGUCCCAUCAGGAACUGGCAAACUCAAUGAUGCCUUGUGCUGAGCUAGAUAACACAGUAUUUGAACUAGGUCUCGAAUCAAUUAUGCUGAUGAAAGAUAAGAAUGACAAGAAAGUUGUGAUGCCUUUGAGAUUUAUGACAUUACUUCAGGAAUAUGGUUGGAAUCACAAGCAUGUCAAGAAGUACUUUGCGAAGAAGGAUGCGCAUCUUGACAAGAAAGACUUGGUGUUGCUUCCAGUGUUGGAAAACAUGAGCGAAGACCAAAGUGUGAAAGUGAACCACUACUGGUUGCUUGUUCUCAACAUCAAAGAUAGAAGAUUCGAAGUUCUUGACUCUAUGAGGACAAUAAAUGAUAAAAAAUUGGGCCUGCUUGUGAAGAAUCUUCAGGAAGCAAUAACAUCUCUAUGGAAUGAAGAGUACCCAAAAUCACGCAUCAAGCUUGAGAAGUUUGACCUCAGCGACAUUUUUGCUCCAAAGCAGAAAACUAACAAGGAUUGUGGUGUCCAUGCACUUAUGAAUGCUGAGCACUGGACAGGAAGGUCUCUCCCAAACUAUGGAGGCAAGGACAUAUCAAACAUUAGGAAAAUCAUGACUCACACAUGGGUUACUUCCAUCCACAACACCAUCGACUGGAGGAAAGCUCUCAAGAAGAAAGGAAAAUGAUGUAUAUUCUCUCCUUCUAACUACUUGCAUUACUGAAAUUCAAUUUGGGAAGCACAAAUUACAUUGCAGUAUUGAAAAUUCAACAUUUCAAGCACAAUUACAUAUUAUAAUU